GAAGGGGAAGUCCCUGCCUGCCUUGGGGGAAGAGGCUGGACCGCCCAGGCACUUGUUGCAGAGGAGGACGGACUGGUCCGGUGGAAUUUCCUUGGCCGCCUCCCUGGCAUUGCGCGGAGUCCCCCGAGGAAAAAGCAAAGAGAGACCAAGCUGGUUGAUGCCCUCGAGCUGCCAUGAAGACCUUGCUUCGAUGCUUCUGGAGCCUGCGGCCGCCUCCUUACACUCUCUUUCGCCAAGCCAAGAGACACCUGGCCCAUCCGAUCAUCUCGCAUUAUGAAGCUAUAAACCAUGGUGAACAGGAUGUGCCCGAGUACUUUAAUUUUGCCAGGGAUGUUCUGGACAGGUGGACCCAAGAGGAAAAGGAUGGAAAGAGGCCUCCGAACCCAGCCCUCUGGUGGGUGGACGACCAGGGCAAAGAGGUGAAGUGGAGCUUUGAGGAGCUAGGAGUCUUAUCCCGGAAAGCUGCCAACAUGCUGGUCGAUCCCUGCGGCUUACAGGCGGGCGACAGGGUCAUGGUGGUUCUCCCCAAGGUUCCUGAAUGGUGGCUGAUGAACGUGGCUUGUAUCCGGACAGGUGUUGUUUUAAUCCCAGGGACACCCCAGUUAACCGCCAAAGACAUCUCCUACAGGCUACAGGCUUCCAAAGCCAAAUGCAUCGUGGUCAGCGACGCCUUGGCCCCCGCAGUGGACUUGGUCCUGUCCGAAUGCACAUUUCUGAAAACCAAGCUUCUUGUGUCCGACAGCAGCAGAGAUGGCUGGCUGAACUUCAAGGAUCUCGUCCAAGCAGCGCCUGCCGACCAUGACUGCGCCAAGACCAAGAGCGAGGACACAGUGGCCAUUUACUUUACAAGCGGAACCACGGGAGCUCCCAAAAUGGUGGAACAUUCCCACUGCUGCCACGGCAUUGGAUUGAUAUCUGCCAGCAGGCGUUGCAUGGCUUUGUCUCCUUCGGCUAUAUUCUGGAACACGUCGGACCCAGGAUGGAUUAAGACGACCUGGAGUGGUGUUUUUGGUCCGUGGAUCAAUGGGUCAUGCGUCUUUGUACAUCGCCUGCCGCAAUUCGAACCUGCCAUCGUACUGAACACUCUUGCCCGAUACCCAAUCACCACUUUCUGCACAGCUCCUACAGGAUUCCGUAUGUUGGUGCAGCAGGAUCUUGCCAGCUACAAAUUCCCAAGCCUGAAGCAUUGUGUGACGGGAGGGGAACCGCUCAACGCAGAGGUGUUGCAGCAAUGGAAGACCCAAACAGGGGUGGAUAUCUAUGAAGGCUAUGGACAAACAGAAACAGUAGCCAUCUGUACGAAUGUUAAAGGGAUGAAAAUCAAACCGGGCUCCAUGGGAGUGGCGUCUCCACCAUAUGAAGUCCAGAUUGUGGAUGAUGAAGGCAAAAUUCAGCCUCCAGGGGAAGAAGGGGACAUUGCUAUCAGAAUCAAACCGAAGCGGCCUUCUUUCCUUUUCUCACGGUACUUAGAUAACCCUGAGAAAACCGCAGCCACCGAGCGUGGCGAUUUUUAUGUCACUGGAGACAGAGGGAUUAAAGAUGAAGAAGGCUAUUUCUGGUUUGUCGGAAGAUCAGAUGAUCUGAUUAAUUCUGCCGGGUAUCGUAUCGGCCCGUUUGAAGUGGAGAGCGCCUUGAUAGAGCACCCGGCUGUGGUGGAAUCAGCUGUGGUCAGCAGCCCAGAUCCCGUGAGAGGAGAGGUGGUGAAAGCCUUUGUCAUCCUGUCUCCUGCCUUUAAAUCGCAUGAUCCAGAAAAAUUAAUCAAGGAGCUCCAAGAACAUGUGAAAAAGGUGACCGCUCCUUACAAGUAUCCUAGAAAGGUUGAGUUUGUCCAGGAGUUGCCCAAGACGGCAGCAGGGAAAAUCCGAAGGAACGUAUUAAGGAACCGAGAAUGGGGAAGAGUGUAGCUCUGGCUGAACAUCUGCAAACCAAGAACCUUCCUGCAGUACUGUUGUUUGUUGGCAAAUACUCUCCCUUAAGGUUGCUUCUAAAAGUCUCAUCUGAUUCUUCCCUCACCUGAAAUGUUGGACUUGCAGUUUCCCUUCUUUCCAAAGUGGAACCAUGAUGUGUCAGGAACCCUCAAUCAUUCUGUCUCUCCCCCCCUUUUUUUGAAUGAGAUUGGGGAACCUGUAGCUCUUCAGGUGAUGAUCAACUUCCAUUGGUCCCAGCCAACAACAACCAUUUUAUUUUUUGUACUCCACCCAUCUGAUUGGGUUGCCCCAGCCACUCUGGGCAGCUUCCAACAUCUGUAAAAACAUAGUAAGACAUCACACAUUAAAUGGCAUCCCUAUACAGGGCUACCUUCAGUGGUCUUCUAAAGGUUAUAUAGUUACUCAUCUCCUUGACAUCGGAUGGAAGGGUGUUCCACAGGGUGGGUGCCACUACUGAGAAGGCCCUCUGCCUGGUUCCCUGUAGCUCCACUUCUUGCAGUGAGGGAACCACCAGAAGGCCCUUGGAACUGGAUCUCAGUUUCUGGGCCGAACAAUGGGAGUGGAGACACUCUUUCAGGUCAGGGGUGAUGCGAGUUGGAGUCCAGCAACAUCUGAGGGCCACGAUCCCCAAGCCUUGUUGUAGUAGAGACAAACAUCCAGUUUUCAUUUGAUUUCCUUUCUCUGCUUAACUGAUCAGCACAGUUGCAUUGAUGAAACAUUGCCAAAAACACUGUUCACGUAUGUGCAAUUACAUCAAGAGUUUUGAUAAGGAGGGCCAAAGUUCCGUAGUAGGGGAUAUGCUUUGCAUGCAGGUCAGAUCCUGUUCCCAUUCUCUCCACUGAUGGGUUAGGAACAGACCCCUGUCUAAAACCCCGGGAUUGCUGCCACCCAGUCUAGACCAGGGAUAGAGAACCUGUGGUCUUCCAGAUGGAGUUUUAGGGCUGAUGGGAGCGAGUAUCGACACUGGCAUGGCCUUGUGGUUAGGGGGACGACAGAAGUUGAAGUCCAACAAAUAUCUUCGAGGACUGCAGAUUCUCCUUCCCUGAUAUGGACUUAAGGCAGAAAGUGGAUGAGUUGAGGCCAGACUCCUAUCUUGUGCCUAGUUCCCAAAGGCCUGACAGAUGUCAUGGUUUUUAUGUUUUGUUGCUAAUAUACAAUAUUAGCUAAUAUAAAAUAUUUUUUGUUGCCGAUAUAAAAUAUGCUACAAAUGUUGAUCACCUCAAGGAUCAAACUCAAAUAGGAGUUUGAGGGUGCUAGUAGAUAGAAUUAAUCCCUAAGAAGUGUUGUGUGAAAACCCUAGGACGCAAACCCUGCAGUGUUAACCAUCUGUACCUCCAGAUGGUUUCAGGACCUCCAGAUGACGGAGAGCAUCUGGACCAUCGAUUUGGCCUACCUGAUGCGUCAUUUUGGGGUGAAGCAUCGUUUCUGCACACAGACCCUGGGGGUGGAUAAGGGCUACAAGAACCAGUCAUUCUACAGGA
This is a messenger RNA of Zootoca vivipara (common lizard), 3409 nucleotides long. RefSeq names its product acyl-coenzyme A synthetase ACSM5, mitochondrial. Gene Ontology annotation, biological process: acyl-CoA metabolic process; fatty acid biosynthetic process. Gene Ontology annotation, molecular function: fatty acid ligase activity; fatty-acyl-CoA synthase activity. Gene Ontology annotation, cellular component: mitochondrial matrix. NCBI's taxonomy places the organism in Eukaryota, Metazoa, Chordata, Lepidosauria, Squamata, Lacertidae. The record is from RefSeq and is a predicted model, not a curated record.